Molecule: messenger RNA, 3210 nt
Organism: Astyanax mexicanus (Mexican tetra)
Lineage: Eukaryota; Metazoa; Chordata; Actinopteri; Characiformes; Acestrorhamphidae
Gene: spidr
Product: scaffold protein involved in DNA repair
Exons: 20
Coding region: 178-2736 (852 amino acids)
Biological process (GO): double-strand break repair via homologous recombination; regulation of establishment of protein localization to chromosome
Cellular component (GO): nuclear chromosome; nucleoplasm
Source: RefSeq, a predicted model, not a curated record
CGGGAGACUCAGUGCGCAUGCGCAGCGGCAGUAGUUCUGUAGUUUUUGUGAGGAGAAGUUUAUUAAAGCUAAAGUUAACUGAUAUAAACUCACCGCUGCUGCUACAGACACUCUAAUCUAGUAAUAAACCGCUUAUUCCCCCGGUUAAACUCUCGUAUCAGCGCCUCAACCGACUCAAUGCCGUUUAUAAAGCGUAAAAGAGGCCGACGGGAUUUGAGAAGUGUCUCCUUCCCUCUGGAUCUACAAGACUCUUUUAGCAGGAGAACCCGGAGGACCUGUGAGCCCUCUAAAGACACCAGGUCCUGGGAGAGGUGUGGGGAGAGCUUCGGAGAGACUGCUGUGAUCAAGAAGCUUCAGACAGCUGGAAGAAAGAGCAGAGCACUGCAGGUUCUGGGACACUCAUCCACACCAGUGAAGCGUGGAGAGGGUGAUUUUGUCCAAAUUUCAUGGAGCUCAAGUGAAGAGGAGCAGUCGGAUGGUGAGAGUCAGGUUCCACUGAAGGCCCCGGAGCGAUGCAGACCCGGCCCUCAGUCCUCCUGCAGCUACUACAGCAGAUACCUGCGUUUACUCAGUGCAGGAGCAGACACAGAUGAUCUUCCCACUAUUGAUUCAGAGAGUGAACACGAGGAACAGGAGGAGAGUUCUACCUCCAAAGAGCAGAUUCCUGUGAUGGUUCCUGAUAUCUCAGACUGUUCCACCUCUGAUAGUGAUGGAGCUUCAGAGCAGAGCUCCCGGUUGGACACGUCUUCUUUAGAGCCAGCAUCCCACCGCCAGAGAUCCGUCAGCGAGUGGGUCCGCUCGGCUCAAGCGUUGCUCCAAACUCCCCCCAAAAAAACAGAUAAAACCUCCAAAACACCAGAGGACUCCGGAAAAAAGAGGCGCAGGUUUGAAAGUGGGGGACUCGCAGAGAGACUGAAUAAACUUCAGUGUAGACAGAGGUCAGCUGUAAGCUUCUGGAAGCACCAAUCUGUAUCCAGCAUUACCACAGUUACAGAAGAGAGAGCGGGUGUAUUAGUGCUGCGUGUGCAGAGCGUGCGAGAGGUGUGUGGGAUGCGAGCUGCACUGUGCGAGAGAGCCGCUGAGAGACAGCCAUGCGUCGCCCUUUUCAACAGGGACACCGCCACUCAAUUGGCUCCUGCUGUGGGCGACACUAUCUGUGUCUAUCCACCAUGGCAGAGUCUGAUUGUCGAUGGAGAGCAGCAUCCUGUUAUUCUGAACACUCAUUUCAGCCAGAAAGUUAUUUCAGACGUAAAGAUGGAGAGUAGUGUCGUCUGCUCAAAAGUUCGACCCUCAGAAGAGAAGAGUAGACCCUGCCCUUUAAUCAAGUGCUUAUAUCCGAGCGAGAAGAUCAUCACAUCUAUUCAGAAAUCGAGUCCUGAAAAACAGGUGUGUGCAUUAACCAGAAGAGAAGCAGGAGAUGUAUACAAGUCUUUAUUGGACGUUGUGGAGGCUUCAGGUCCAUCAGGAUCUCUGUCUGGACCUGUGCAGGUCGUGGUUCAAAGGGUGUAUGUGGUUCCUGUCAGACGCUCCACCACCACAAGCUUCCUAAGCCAUAAAACUACCAGCAAGACUUUAUCUAGACCAACAGCAGAGCAGCACAUUAUCAGGUUGUGUAUGCUGGUGCAGGAUGUGUACGGUAUGUUCAGUGAAGUGGAGUUACAGCAUGUAUCUUCUGAAGAGGAGCUACAACACUACACCGAGAUGCUGGAGGGUAAAGAGUGUGUGCUGACCGGUCUGAAAGUGAUCCAGCGUCUCACUCGAGAGAGAUGUAGUCAGCUUUUCAGUUUAAUCGACAGUUUAUGGCCUCCUUUAGUUUCUCUGAGGGUUCACGGAGAGCCGUCCUGCUGUCAGUCUAGUCAGAUCUCAGCUCCCAGCUUCUGUUACAGGCUGGCCGGGCAGCAGAGCAGCGUGCUACCUGCUCAACACAUGUCUCCACUGUACCGCCCACCUGAUAUUCACACACUGCAGCAGAUCUUGCAGGAUAAACCCAAGAGUGGUCGAUGCAGUUUUAAAGCUACAGUCGUCUAUAAAAGAGAACAGAGUGCAGGAGAGGACGUCCUGCUGUUUGUUACAGACUCCAGCCUGCAGAGUCCGAUCAGCACCAGCAGAACUCUGCCUGUGUACGUGAGCCCCUGCUGCCUGAUCCAGACCUCCGUUAGCCGGGUCAUCUCAUCCCCCCAUCUCAGACCAGCACUCGUUUUUAAAGAUGCAGUAAUACAGAAUGGUCAGGUGUUCUGCUGGGGACAGUGUGUGAUCCAGCUGGACUCAGAUCAGAUCCAGCAGCAGAACCUCUCAGAACCCGAGCCGGUUCUCCUGGACCCGCUGAGCUCAGAGAGCGGACCCUGUUCUCUCUGCUCUCUCUCCGGUGUGGUGGUGGAUGUGGACGAGCAGUCUGCUUUCUCCUGGCCCGUCUGCAGUCGGUGUGGAAGUGAGAGGUUGGAGGCGGUUCAGAACAGACAGGAAGCUUUUCUUUGUGUUGAGUGUGGAGCUGUGGAUAAACCAACACAGAAGAUGCAUCUUGAGGUUUUCCUCAGGUGCCCCUCGUUAAGUGAAUGUACGGUGAAACUUAAGUUACUACAGAAAUCUAUCGUGACCCUCCUGAACUCAGCAGGAAGUGAUAUGGGAUAUGAGGUGGAGUCUGUGCUUGGUAAGGAGGUUGGUCCUCUGACUGCAUUCAUCCACGUUAUCAGCAGAAGAUCUGCUCUUUGGAUGAGCUUGGAGGAGAUUGUUCUGUGACUCAUCCUCAGUAAAAUACACCUGUGCAUGAGCACCUUAUGUCACGGCACCUUGUGAUCAAAGCCGUCUAAUCUACCUCCACAUCCUUCAGACUCUUCUACAGACCCUCAGUGUUCCUCAGCUGCCGUCUAGCUGAUGUUUGUGGGCUGAAUUAAAUGAUACAGCUGGCCGUGGCAAGCAGCCCAUCUGAAAUACCUCAGCAACACGUACCACUGAGCUGCAGGGAGCGCUCUGCUGCUGCGUGUAGAAACACAGGCUUGUUUUUGUUAGUAUGUAGAAUAUAAAUAGCUGCAGGUUUCCUACGUCUUUAGCCUACAAAUGUGCACUGUUCUAAAAGCGCUGUACAGGCAGGAUAGGUCUGUGGCGUGGGCUGAAAUAACUCUCAUAAGCACGUGGAUGUUGAUGAUAUAUUUGUGAAAUGGUGUAUUUUUGUGCACUACAUGCACUUGAAAUAAAAAAUGUGAAUAUAUCUGA